This is a messenger RNA of Suricata suricatta (meerkat), 447 nucleotides long. Its product is annotated as lysozyme C, milk isozyme. NCBI's taxonomy places the organism in Eukaryota, Metazoa, Chordata, Mammalia, Carnivora, Herpestidae. Bases 1 to 447 code for a protein of 148 amino acids. The record is from RefSeq and is a predicted model, not a curated record. Gene Ontology annotation, molecular function: lysozyme activity. The transcript is spliced from 4 exons.
AUGAGGUCCAUUCUGAUCAUAUCCCUCCUUGGCUGCUGCUUUGCAGCAUAUGAGGCCAGUAUCAUCCCCAAGUGUGAGCUGGCCCGCAAGCUGAAGGCAGCGGGAAUGGAUGGCUUCCACGGCUAUAGCCUAGAAAACUGGGUCUGCAUGGCUGAGCAUGAGAGUAACUUCAACACCAGGGCCUUCAAUGGGAAAAAUGCCAAUGGCAGCAGUGACUAUGGGAUCUUCCAGCUCAACAGCAAGUGGUGGUGCAAAAACAACUCCCAACCCUCAGCAAAUGGCUGCAACACAAUGUGCAGCAAGUUUCUGGAUGAUGACAUCAGUGAUGACAUUGCCUGUGCCAAGAGGGUUGUGAAAGAUCCUAAUGAGAUGUCUGCCUGGGUGGCCUGGGUAAAACACUGCAAAGGCAAGGAUUUGUCCAGAUACCUGGCCAGCUGUAAUCUGUGA